AUGACUUGGGACCUGGUUGACGCGAAGGUGGAUUUAUAUGGGUCGCUCAGCUUCGUCCCUGACAUCGACUACUGGCUUGACCCAAACAACACCUACCGUGUUGUGUUUGUACAGAGCCAAGCGUCCUGGUUUGUCGUGACUGGCAGCGAUUUUGAGAUUGACGCGCACAACCUGGGCGGCAUUCAAGGGAACGGCCAGCCAUGGUGGGAGUAUUUUAGCUCCCACACCAAAGCGGACGGAGACGGCCGGCCUAUUUCUCUGACGGUUUAUCGCGCUGAACGCGGUGUCGUUCGCAACUUUGCCAUCCAAGCCCAACCGUUUUGGUGCAAUUGUGUCGCCGAGUCUCGAGACAUUGUCUAUGAUGGGAUGCGUUGCAAUGCAAGCAAUACCAACCCUUCCUUCGCCGGAAAGAACAUUGUUCCAAACACGGACGGAAUAAAUACCUAUCGAAGCGACAAUGUUUCCUUGUUGCAUUGGGACGUAACUUGUGGUGACGAUUGUCUAGCUAUCAAGGGAGUUUACUUCAAGUCUUGGGAUGGCUCUAUCAACGGUGUGCCGCCAACAGGUGGCGGAGGAGGUACAGGCCAAGUGAGGAAUGUGGUUGCUCGCAACAUCAAUCUGGUUGGCGUCAACCUGCCGAUUCACCUCUAUCAAACCAACGGCGGACAUUCUCUUGAUCUAAAGUCAACACUGAGCUUCGGAGGGUUGCGAUUCGAGAAUUGGACUGGCACGGCACUUGCCAACAAGCGUGAGAGAUUUAUUUUCGUGGCGGUCGUGACAGCCAAUGAAGUUCGUCUUGCAACAGUUGUUGACAUCGAAUGCGCGGUCGACUGCAACGAUGUCGAGUUUUUUUCGUUCGAAAUCAAGCCACCCGCGGGUCAAGCGCCACGCUAUAUUUGUCAAAAUGUGACACAACUAGUUUUCGAUAUGCCGUGCAACGCGACUGGAUUAGCCUGA
Molecule: messenger RNA, 957 nt
Organism: Mycena indigotica
Lineage: Eukaryota; Fungi; Basidiomycota; Agaricomycetes; Agaricales; Mycenaceae
Product: Glycoside hydrolase family 28 protein
Exons: 11
Coding region: 1-957 (318 amino acids)
Biological process (GO): carbohydrate metabolic process
Molecular function (GO): polygalacturonase activity
Source: RefSeq, a predicted model, not a curated record